GAGCCUAACAAACAGAUGUAGCUGGUUUUCAUCACUCUCUCCUCCUCUCCGACCUCGCCGUCUCACUGAAAUAGGUUGUAUCAGUGCCAGAAACAUCGAGGCAUCAAACAAAGUAUUUCUUUCUGAAACAUAAUUAUACUCUUAGAUAGUUAUAUUAAACAUACAAUGGCUGACACCACAGUAGACACGACCACAACCACUGAGAUUUCAGCAAAGGAGCUCAAAGAGAAGAAAGAGGUUGUCGAGGAGGUAGAGGAGAAGAGUGAGAACGGCAGUGGGGACACACCUGCCAAUGGAAAGGAAACACACACAGACGCUUCAGAGGAGAAGACAAAUGGUGCAGAGGAGAAGACAAGUAGUGCAGAGGAGAAGACAAGUAGUGCAGAGGAGAAAGUAAAUGGCGCAACUAAUUCAGAAGAUACCCCUGACGCAGAGGAGGAGGAGGAUGAGGAGGAUGGAGAGACAGAGGAAGGAGCAAAGGAUGCAGAAGAACCUGCUGAUGAGGUUAACCACCCUGUGAAGCGCACAGCUGAGGAGGAGGAGGAGGAGAAAGUGGAAACAAAAAAGCAGAAAACAGAGAGCAGCGACUCAAAGGAAGCUGAAGUGGAGGCUUAGGGUGCUCAGCCUGUCGUCCUCCGCCAGCUCUGUCUACAUGCCGUGGUCAACCUCCCCUUAUAGAGCUUGUGCUUUAUGUAUGUUUUACACAUUUUAUUUGCCCCCAAGAUAUUACAUUGCACUGGAGUCCUAAAACAUAGUGGCCUCUCCUUACUUUUUAUAAGAUGUUAUUUAUUGGUUUCUUACACAACACUUUUUUUUUUUUAACAACAUGUGCAAAUAGAGUCAGUGUUGUUUUAUCAGUAUAUUAGUUUAUAUCCGUAUGAGCACAUUCUCUACUUGGCUACUGCUGACCAGUUGAUCAGAGGAAGACAGCUGCGCCCUUCUCCACAUGUUCAGGAUGACCUCUCAGACUCACUAAAGACCAAAGAUAAGUUUUAAGCAGGGGCUAAUGGACUAUUGUUAGCAUUAUUAGUUAAGGCUUUUUAAUCCCUUUUGUUACUGCUGCUGCUAGUAGUUAAUCCUCUGCCUGGCUGAUCUGUUAACACAACAGAUGGCACAAAUGAAAGAACUCCUCCAUAAUAAAAGAUAGUGUGACCCUGUUUGGGGACCCUGCUUCUGCAAUGUUAAUUACCCCCUCUUAAAUCUUAAGGCUUUGGUCACAUGUUCUGUAUGCAUUUUACACGUUUAUACCAUUUGUACCCAAGAUGCUGUUUUAUUUUUUGUUUGACUUUUGGUUAUGUCUAGGUGACUCAGAAAUUGUCUCCAACUGUCUUUAUCAGAACAACAUUCCCACCAUGAUGUUUUUUGUGUCUUAUAGUGCAGUUAUAUUUCAUGAUGCUAUUUGGUUGCUUCGACCACUGCUUUGUAUAUUCUGGUUCUUGAUGAUUAAAUAAAUCAGUCUUGUCUUUUU
Molecule: messenger RNA, 1468 nt
Organism: Esox lucius (northern pike)
Lineage: Eukaryota; Metazoa; Chordata; Actinopteri; Esociformes; Esocidae
Product: prothymosin alpha
Exons: 5
Coding region: 166-615 (149 amino acids)
Biological process (GO): negative regulation of apoptotic process; positive regulation of transcription by RNA polymerase II
Cellular component (GO): nucleus
Molecular function (GO): histone binding
Source: RefSeq, a predicted model, not a curated record